CUCCGCUAUAAAUACAAACGACGAAUGUCCCACUCACGAAUAACAGGUGAGAGGCCAGUCGUCCAGCACGGCCCACGACGGCAGCAGCCACAGGGAGGAGCUCGAAUAGAGUCGUCUGUCUGUCUGCCCCGUGGUGUAUACUUGGUUCAACAUUCGCCUCAGAUAACUCAGCUUCCUCAUCUCCAAAAUGUGUGACGAAGACGCCACUGCGCUGGUCUGCGACAACGGCUCCGGCCUCUGCAAGGCUGGCUUCGCCGGCGACGACGCUCCUAGGGCCGUGUUCCCUUCCAUCGUCGGCCGCCCUCGUCACCAGGGUGUGAUGGUCGGCAUGGGUCAGAAGGACGCCUACGUCGGGGACGAGGCCCAGAGCAAGCGAGGUAUCCUGACUCUCAAGUACCCCAUCGAGCACGGCAUCAUCACCAACUGGGACGACAUGGAGAAGAUUUGGCACCACACCUUCUACAACGAGCUCCGCGUCGCCCCUGAGGAGUCUCCAACACUACUGACGGAAGCACCUCUCAACCCCAAGGCCAACCGUGAGAAGAUGACCCAGAUCAUGUUUGAGACAUUCAGCUGCCCCGCCAUGUACGUGGCCAUCCAGGCCGUGCUGUCCCUGUACGCCUCAGGCCGUACCACUGGUAUCGUGCUGGACUCUGGCGACGGUGUAUCACACACUGUCCCCAUCUAUGAAGGUUAUGCUCUCCCACACGCCAUCAUGCGUCUUGACUUGGCUGGUCGUGACCUGACUGACUACCUCAUGAAAAUUCUGACAGAGCGUGGGUAUUCUUUCACAACCACUGCUGAACGUGAAAUCGUUCGUGAUAUCAAGGAGAAACUUUGCUAUGUCGCUCUUGACUUUGAGAACGAAAUGGCACAAGCUGCUGCUUCGACUUCCCUGGACAAGUCCUACGAGCUCCCCGACGGUCAGGUCAUCACCAUCGGCAACGAGCGUUUCCGUGCACCCGAGGCUCUCUUUCAGCCUUCCUUCCUGGGCAUGGAGUCUGUGGGUGUCCACGAGACGGUGCACACGUCCAUCAUGAGGUGCGACAUUGAUAUCAGGAAGGACUUGUUCGCCAACACCGUCAUGUCUGGUGGCACCACCAUGUACCCUGGUAUUGCUGACCGUAUGCAGAAGGAAAUCACGUCCCUGGCUCCCUCGACUAUCAAGAUCAAGAUCAUUGCUCCUCCUGAGCGCAAAUACUCCGUUUGGAUCGGUGGUUCCAUCCUGGCCUCUCUCUCCACCUUCCAGGCCAUGUGGGUGACGAAGGAAGAAUACGAUGAAUCUGGUCCCGGAAUUGUCCAUCGCAAAUGUUUCUAAAUGAGUUCACAUCAUCACAUAUCAUCUAACUGAAAAACUCAAAGUUAACCACAUAUUGUUGUUAACUUGAUGUUUACUUCUUGUUUAUUGUUUUUGUUCACACUCUUCAUGUUCGAUUUAUCAGAUGUAUGAAUAAAUAAGAAAUCAAAACAAGAAUGGCAUCUGUUUCUUGCUGAAAGGAUACAUUGUCAAAUUUAUUAAUUAAUACUCUCUCUCUCUCUCUCUCUCUCUCUCUCUCUCUCUCUCUCUCUCUCUCUCUCUCUCUCUCUCUCUCUCUCUCUCUCUCUCUCUCUCUCUCCACACACACCGCUCCGGUAGCAAGGUGGUAAAGCUCAGGGCUGCUAGGCUUCGCGGCCUGGCAGGCGGAGGUUCGAGCCCCGCUCAGGACGGGAUUGUUCCACUGACUAGGAGCGGUUAGUCCUCCCUUGAGCAAAGGGAAUGGGGUGUGUGGUAUGUGAAGGUCCCAGCUGUACCCAGAGAUCGACUAAUUAGCCUUGCUCUAAUCGGGAUGGUACCCUAUUGCUGGCGAUGAAUAGUCCAGUUCGUGAUCAGGCCGUGGAUGAAUUACACACACACACACACACACACA
Messenger RNA from Eriocheir sinensis (Chinese mitten crab), 1907 nucleotides. Its product is annotated as actin, muscle-like. Gene Ontology annotation, biological process: mitotic cytokinesis. NCBI's taxonomy places the organism in Eukaryota, Metazoa, Arthropoda, Malacostraca, Decapoda, Varunidae. The transcript has 2 exons. The coding region runs from base 188 to 1318 and encodes 376 amino acids. The record is from RefSeq and is a predicted model, not a curated record.